Nicrophorus vespilloides is the source of this 2907-nucleotide messenger RNA. RefSeq names its product protein fem-1 homolog CG6966. Gene Ontology annotation, molecular function: protein binding. The transcript is spliced from 6 exons. The coding region runs from base 189 to 2084 and encodes 631 amino acids. NCBI's taxonomy places the organism in Eukaryota, Metazoa, Arthropoda, Insecta, Coleoptera, Silphidae. The record is from RefSeq and is a predicted model, not a curated record.
UCCUUCACCGAGAUCUCCUCGUUCCGCAGUUGUCCAUCAGCUGCAGGCUGCAGCGGUAGCUGUUAGCGAUGUUGGUGUAAUAGCCUCCAUAGAGUACACACUCAGUUUUCGGGCUUUGUUUUUCCCAAACAGGAACCAGUUUACUCACUGUGCACGGAGAGGUGUUUUGCCAAUUGGACAAACAGACCAUGGAUUACAAGAGCGUCGUCUACAAUGCGGCGCGCGAUGGCAACCUUAAUAGGCUAAAGAUUUAUCUACAUAGUAAUAAAGGAAAAGAUGAAGUCUCCAUGCUGGUAGCGGCUAAAACCUCCGGUGUAACACCCCUGGUCAUAGCAUGCAGGAAUGGGCACUACGAUGUUGCAGAAUACCUGAUUACUCGUUGUCACGCGGACAUUGAGCAACCAGGCUCUGUUAUAUUCGAUGGAGAGACGAUAGAAGGAGCGCCACCUUUAUGGUGUGCGGCCGCCGCGGGACACCUUAACAUCGUCGAAUUGCUGAUAUUAAAGGGGGCUCAUGUGAACAGCACAACAAGGACGAACUCCACGCCCUUGCGAGCUGCUUGUUUCGAUGGGCAUUUAGACAUAGUAAAAUAUUUGGUCUGCAAUGGGGCCGAUAUCGAAGUUGCCAACAGGCAUGGACACACAUGCUUGAUGAUAGCUUGUUACAAAGGACACAUUCGCAUAGCCAAGUAUCUAUUAAGUUUGAGUGCCAGCGUGAAUAGAAAGAGCGUUAAGGGUAAUACAGCUUUGCAUGAUUGUGCAGAGUCAGGUAGCCUUGAGAUCCUCAAGUUGCUCAUCGAGAAUGGCGCAACUAUGGACGUUGAUUCAUAUGGUAUGACUCCAUUAUUAGCAGCCGCCGUUACUGGUCAUAGUCACAUAGUGGAAUACCUAAUAAAGCUUCCUCAUUUAGUGCAGAGGUCGGAGAGGAUCGACGCUUUGGAAUUGCUUGGUGCAACAUUUGUGGAUAAGAAGCGCGAUAUGAUUGGAGCUUUAGUUUACUGGAAAAGGGCCAUGGAGGAGAGAUAUCAUGGAAUUGGACCGCCGAUCGUUAAGCAGAAGGCCAAAAAGGUAGCAGCUUAUGAUUACGCAGUUGAAAUAACCGAUCCGGAAGGACUGGAUGACCUUAUGGCCGAUCCCGACGAGAUGCGUAUGCAGGCGUUGGUCAUGAGGGAGCGCAUCCUGGGACCCGCCCAUCCGGAUACCAGUUACUACAUCCGGUAUAGGGGAGCAGUAUACGCGGACGCCGGCAAAUUCAAUCGCUGCAUAGAGUUGUGGAACUACGCUUUGGACAUGCAACAGUCGAUGUUGGAGCGUUUGAAUCCGAUGACGCAGAGCAGCCUGUUCAGUUUCACCGAACUCUUCUCGUUCAUGAUGGGCGAGGAAGGAAAACCGACAACGAGGGGUCGCGUCGUACCACCAGUGGACUUCGAGGAUCUGAUGAAAGUGUUCUACAAGGCGGUCAAAGAAGUGGAAAUGGGAAACCAGAUGCUAGAGAGGAUGCCCAAUGUCGAGCGAGAUGUGACCUACUUGAGUCGCGUUGUCGUUAUCACUCUGCAUUUAGCCUGCCUACUCACCAGACUCUUGGACAAUCCCCGAAGCACUGAAGAGAUGUCAGAGAAGGUACACUCAGCAAUCUACACCUUGGUGAAGUUAAGGGUUCGAAGUAAGCUUGGCCGCACAGCUCUUCAUCUCGCCUGUUGCGUUGAGGCUUCACUGGUAGGAAGAUACCCGGCCUGCCAAUUUCCAUCCCCGCAUUUAGCAGAGGUGUUGCUCAGAGUUGGGGCGGAUCCAAAUGCUCGGGAUGAGGAAGGAAACACACCUCUGCAUUUAGCGGGAAUGGCGAGGCCUUGCCCCGCGAAGAUCUCCCAAGUUCUCCUCGAGCGAGGAGCUCACAUUGACUUAGUUAAUAACAAUGGUGAUACGUUUACUAGUUUAUUAGAAGCGGGACAGCGAGUGCACGAGUUAGUGAAUACGGCCAAGUACACAAGACUCAGUUGUCUGGCGGCACGCGUCAUCAAGCAGUUUAAGAUUCCCUACAAAGGGCACGUCACAUCCUCCCUAGAGCCCUUCAUUCAAAACCAUUGACUUCCUCUAAGUGUUACUAUACUAUACUCUCUGAACAGUGCAAAUAAUAAAUUUAGGUAUUUUAUAAAAACAAACAAAAAAAGAAAUAAUAAUACAAGAAAUCUCUAGAAAUACAACUAUUUUCGAAAAAAAUAUGAAAUAUAUAAUAAGAGUAAGAAUAUAAUAGAGAUUGUGCAUGAUGGGUGUUUCGUAACAAGAAAAAAAUGUAUUCCAUUCUACGUAAUAUUAAUAAGCAAAUAUUUUCGAGGGAAACGAAGGAUGAUGAUGAUGGUAAAUUAUAUACUAUACGAAAGAAGCUUUAGUUAAAUUAUAUUUACACGAUUUAGCGAAAUGUUUAGUGAAAUAUUUUUAUCGCUUGAUUUUUUGCUCAUAGUUAAUCUUUGUAAGCGACGAAAUCGGAGCCUCAUCAAGCUAUCAUAAUUGAACUGAAUUUCAUUCUAAUUUUAGCAUCAAUCUUGAAGAGGUCCGCCAGAAAAUACCUAAACCGGAUAUAUUAACAACUAAACGAUUUGAAGAAAUGGACUCGUAUUCUAUUUUGCACACGAUAUCGACUGAUACAUCUAUACAUAUAUAUAUAUAAAUUAUAUAUACAAUUUAUUUUGUUUAUUUCAUAAUAAUAAUAAUCUGUAAGUUAUUUCAGUUCGCUUGAUCGAUUCUGUUAAAAUUACCUAUAAUUUGGGAAAUGAAUAGUAAGAGAGAGAGACAGAGAAAGAUAGAGGAAUGAGAAAUUUGUGAAAUUGUUAACGAAAAUUUGUGAUAGUGUUUAAGAAGACUAAUACAUGUUUGUACAAGAUCAUAUCUUACGUAAAGAAACAAAUGAUGA